GGAGGAAGAGGGAGAGAAGAGGAGGGUCUCUGGUUUUGUUGAGCUGGUUCCAUGGGUGGAGAUUCAGGACUCAGGAACCUGUCUUACAUUAAGAUCUUCAACGUGGGCAGCAGGUAUCUGGUGAACCGGGUCCAGGACCACAUUCAGAGCAGGAUAGUGUACUACCUCAUGAACAUCCACGUCACCCCGCGCUCCAUCUACCUGUGUCGCCACGGAGAGAGCGAACUCAACCUCGUGGGUCGAAUCGGGGGAGACUCGGGGCUGUCGUCCCGCGGGGCAAAGUUCGCCAGCGCUCUGGGUGUGUACAUGCGAGGGCAGUGCAUCACAGACCUGAAGGUGUGGACCAGCCACAUGAAGAGGACCAUCCAGACCGCCGAGGCUCUGGGAGUCCAGUACGAGCAGUGGAAGGCUCUCAACGAGAUCGACGCUGGCGUCUGUGAGGACAUGACGUACGAGGAGAUUCAGCAGAAUUACCCAGGAGAGUUUGCACUGAGGGACCAAGACAAGUAUCGCUACCGCUACCCUAAAGGAGAGUCGUACGAGGACCUGGUCCAGCGUCUGGAGCCCGUCAUCAUGGAGCUGGAGAGGCAGGAGAACGUGUUGGUCAUCUGUCACCAGGCUGUCAUGAGAUGUCUGCUGGCCUACUUCCUCAACAAGAGUGCUGACGAGCUGCCGUACCUGAAGUGUCCUCUGCACACGGUCCUGAAACUGACCCCCGUCGCCUACGGAUGUAAAGUGGAGUCCGUCUUCCUCAACGUUGAAGCUGUGAACACACACAGGGACAAACCAGAGUGUGUGUUUCUCAGAACGUGGACGUGGACAGAGACCCGGAGGAGGCGUUAGAGACGGUCCCGGAGCACAUCUAAAGGAACCGGCCGCCUCAUCGAUGGAUCCACAUAAUCAUGGUUAACGAGACAUCUCUCCUGUUUCCUGUAAACGCACUUUAUAGCCAGACGGGAGUGACGUGAAGACGUCACAUGACCAGAAUCACUGUUAGUCUUCAACAUCGUCACUUCUGUCUCUUUCUUCUCUUCUUCGUCACCUUCCUGUUUUCUCUUCCUCCUCCCGACCUGAACUGACACAUUAACCAACAUAAACAGCAGAAACUGUGUGUAUAUUUAUAUUUAUAUAUACAUAUGUAUAUAAAUAUAAAAUAGUUCUUUCUGAACAGAUGGAGACUUUGUUUGUACAGUAAACAUGAAGCUACGUUGGCAGUUAGCUUAGCUUAGCAUAAAGAGCUAGAAGCUCUAAAGCUCACUGACUUUCAUGGAUCUCGUUUGUUUCAUCAGAGUGAAACACACAAAGCGUAGAAACAACCACUAAGACUGCAGGAAGUCCUGAACCCGGCAAACUAACGGUGAGACACCCUAAAAACUUGGUAUUCCACGCGGGGGCGGGGCCUUACGACCUGUGUUCUCGCUCGUCUUCUCACUUUUUGGAUAAGCUGGUAAAACCGUAACUUAAAAGGUUGUUAAUUAACAGCAAGAUUAAACAAACAGGAGAUCUUCAUUUGGGGGGGGGGGGGGGUGUGUAUCUGAUAUCAAUAUUGUAUCUGUCAUCAGUAGAAACCCAAACAUACAGACCAAAUAUACAAAUUAUAGGAGAACAUGAACAGUAUAUCCUUUAUUCAUGCAUCAUAUAAACUGAUCUCAUACUGUAUGUUUGUAUUCGGUCUAGAGUUAGAAAUAAAACCAGCCCAGACUUUGCCUCAGUCCAACUUCUCAUUUUCAUUAAACCAAAAUAAUUCAGGGUUUUUGUUCUGCAUUCUUAAAAAGGUGCACGCAGGUCAUCAUAUAAAGUAGCCUACAAUAAAACUAAGUGCAAUUUAUUUCCUGCUGCUCUUGCCGGGGUUCUUCUCAGGUGGAUGCACCUAAAGCUUUUAAACUCCUCAUCAAACUACAGUUUAGUUGGUGCCAUCAGCAGCUGCAUGCUGCAACUCCUCAGGUCUCAUAAUUUAUAUAUAUAUAAAUAUAUUAGUGUCAGUCAGAACAACUGAGGGUCGUAUCAUACAUCAGAUGUUCAGCCCAUACAGGCUACAAGGCAACACAAGGAUUAUUUCCAUAUACAAAUUAUAUUUAAAUAAUAUGAUGUAUAUGUUCAUAUAUGUAGUGUUCAGUGUAGUCUGUCUGAUAUUACAGACACAAACUGUUUUGCAGAUGGUCUUUCCAACGUAUUCAGAACAACACUGGGAAAGACCUGAAAACUGCUGGUGUACCCAGUUGCCCCCUCUCUGAGCCAAUCAGCUUCAAGUAUCACUACAUGGGCUCAAGUUAGUUCUCAAUGCAAAGAAAACCACAUUCAUGACUUUUCUAGGACUCGUUUCCAAUCCCCAGUUAUCUCUACGUCUAAACGGAGACUCAAUCGGAGAAAAGUGUCAUCGUAUAAAUAUUUAAGUAUUUGCUUGGAUGACAAACUUUCUUUCAAAGUACACAUUAUAUGAAAUAAGGCUUUAACAUGUUAGCCAGGAAAACACUUGUGCAGGUCACCGUUGUAAGUGUUUUGGAUGUUAGUACUCUACGAUUUAUAACCAGCUGUUUCUGUACUCAUCAUUGUACACGUUGUGAAUUGGUAGACUGGUUGUCAGUCUGCGUAGACGACCUCAUUUGUAUAUUUUGUGUACGAGGCCAUGCUGGGUAAACGCCCCUCAUAGAGAUGUAACCUCUGACCUCCAGCAGUCCUCAGCUUCAUCACCAGGUUCAAAGUUUUCACUGAGCUGGAAACAAAAGCCUUCUCCUACUGCAGGAAUAAUCUGCAGAGCAUUUUACAUCUUAAUAUCAUCCAUUUGGAAAAAUUUAAAGCCAUGUUAAAGGUCCAUGUAACUGAGAAAUGCACCUGCUGUAUCUGAGCUGAAUUUAGUUUCUUCUUUGUACGAUGGAUGACUCGGCCAGGACUCCCUCAGAAAAGAGAUUUCAGUCUCAAAAGACUUCCUGGUUAAACAAAGGUUAACUAAAAACAAAAAUCAAAAGUAGUAACCUACAUUAUUUGUACAAAACUAACAUAACUCACUCCGUCGUGGAAAACUCAUGAACAUGCACUCAAAGAUGGUCAUGGAGCUCGCCAAAGCGGUCACUGCUGCGUCCUGCAAAACCACACCCGCCCGGGUGAGAUACCAAGUUUUUAGGGAGUCCCUCUCAACAAACGGGAGAGUCUCGAUGGUCCAUGAGGGUCAUGUGACUGACGGGGGUAGCAGAGCUAGCAGUACAGCUACUCAGCUAGCAUGUGUAACGGCAGCUGCUACUACGAUGUUACUAAUGAGAGUUGAUAUUUGAAGAUGAAGUCUUCCACUACACGCUGGCAAGACAACAGAGACCUUGUCUGCUUCAGGCAGGUGACUCUCACCUGGCAGGUCUUACUGGUCCCUCCAGCCUCCUGUCAGGAAACAGUCCCACCCAAACUCCUCAGGUUUAGUUAGCUUUGGACUGACCAGGUUAGCAGUUUCCAGCCUUCAUGCUUCGCUAACCGUCUGCUGACUGUGGCUCAUAUUCAGCGUACAGACAUGAGGGAUCAUCUCAGACUCUGCAAGAAAACAAAUGAAAGCUGAACUGUUGGUUUGAGUCACAUGGUGUCAUGUGGUGUCAUGUGGUCUUCCUUCAGAGGAGCAUCACAAGGAUCCAAACAUCGUCUGUGUUUGGGUGGACGUGGUUUUGGUGUCGACUUUGGUAACAAAGUUGACGAAAACUAACUAGACAGGAAAUUUGGCUCUUUAGCUGCCGACACCACGAUGUGCCUCAUUUAUAAAAUACACAUAAUGACUCUAUGCAGCCUGCACACACACGUGUCCUGUAGUAUGUUUUAACCUCACAAACCCUCAAACCGGGACCCUUCAGCGUACCGAACGUUAAUACACGUGCACAUGUAUGCACUUAUGCAUGUGCACUUACGCAUGCACCAUGGGUGUUCAUCAGGAUGGGGGACGGUUGUUUCAGCACUUAUUACACCUACGGAGCGCACCUUUCAGCACCACGGACAGCACCUCGGCAGACCAAAAUGCACCGCGGUCUUCGUCAGCGUGAAAGUUGCUAAACGGCCGACCGUCACAUGUUCUCUGCCAGCUUUGUUUCUGUUUUUUGUUUUUUUAAACAAAACAAGGUGCAAAUCUCUUCGUAGGCUACAAAUUGUCACAUCUUGCCUGGACUUUGCCUGUUGUCCGUCCUUCUGGUCGUAUGGUUUUGCUUAUGAACUGGGUUUUAGAGGAUUGCAUCAUUAGUUAGUUUGUUGGGUUGUGUUCUUGGUUAGUUUUGGAUGGGUUAGUGAAGGUGGCGUUGAGUUUGUUUUCUGGGUUUUGGUUUUCUGUUGCUCUGUUUCCCUCGUGUGUUCAUGUCCUCCUCCACACCUGCCCAGUGUUAGCCUCGUCAGCCAAUCAGCUCUUCUCCUGAGUUCUCCACCCUCCUCCCCACCUGCACCUCAUCUCCUCGUUAGUUCAGUUACUAUUUAAGUCCGGGUUUUCUGUUCAGUCCUGUUCUUUCCCGACCACCACAAGAUUAAAGGUUUUCAUCUCUGCAUUUGCAUCCAUUCCUGCUACUCAUCCUGACACAAAUAACUUCAGAGGCUAUAACUUAAACUUACAUCUUCACAGCGUUAUGCUGUGAGCUGGUUGCGAGUUUACAAAAAUUAAAACAUCAACACAUUAAAUCACAAAUGCUCUUUAAUAACAAAAAUAGAGAAAGUUACCUUUAAGAGGACUGCCGGGUGCUUUACGCUUUGCAGCUUAUUUUUGGCCAUCUUAAUAUGAUCCUUUAUAUCAGCGUUUCCACCGUGUGUGACUGAAAAUACACUCUUGCCGUGUGUGCAGAACGCAGCGUUUUCGUUGCCGGGUACUUUAUGAAGGAGGGAGUAAACCUCCCGGAGAUCUUUAGAAACGACUCGCUGUUAGAAUCAUAGCUAACCGUUAGCAUACUGACAGCAUCAAGGCAAACAACAACCUCGACAACGACGCAUUGAUCGAGGCCCUGAUCACACCUGGAAUUAACGCGUCUCCACGUGUCUUGUGAUCAGAUCUGACUUUCUGCUCUACAUGCAGAUAAACACGUACAUGCAAAGAUUAGCUGAACAAAUAUACAGAAUAUAACAGAUGUAGAGUCAUGUGCAGCGAUCUCUGCAUUGACUGACGCAUCUACACACGAGGCACAGCGACAGGAUCCGUUAAUGUGUCUUAUCGAUCGGAUCUCAACGCUGAUCUCCGCUUAUGAUCGAUCACCCAAGAUGCAUGUUAAUGCCAGGUGUGAACAGGGCCUGAUUGACAGAAACACAGACCAAUCAGUGAUGGAUUUGUGACUUUUGAGUGUUUUACAGAUAUCUGUCGAGACUCGGGACACUCAACUUGAAACUGGGACAAUCCUGGACAAACUGGGACAUCUGGUCCCUGUAGUUUUAACUGACAGGGGUCAUUUUAAUAAGAAACUGUUUUAAAAACAGCACAUGGCAGCGUUAAUAAAUGCAUAAUUUCCUGUCAGAAAACUAACAUUUAAAAUAUCAAGUCAGCUUUUAAAGUCCAGCAGAAAGUAUCUAAGUUCUGUAUUGUGACGUAUUUCAGAGUGAAACAGGACAGACGCAACGUUGCGUCAUAACAAACAAGAUGCUGCUGCACGCUGAAGACUGACUGAUGGGUGGAGGUCAUGAUGAUAUUGGUGGAAACUGGUUGGUUCAAGCCUGCAUAAGCAAACGUCACAUUUUGUUUUACAGGAAGAAAACAAUUAGAUUUUGGGCAUAUAUUGUCAAAUUGGUGGGAAUGUGAUCUAAAAGGGAUUAAAAGGCAUUUUUCAUUUCAUUUCUACUUUAAACGGUCGUAACAAAUCCAGUCAAACCAGUAAAUUACUGCUUUUUAUUUAGUCACAGCUGUUGUCUCGUCAAUGUAAAGGUGUAACUGUACCAACAGAUCUGACUGUAUGAUGUAAAGGUGUAACUGUACCAACAGGACUGACUGUAGGAUGUAAAGGUGUAACUGUACCAACAGGUCUGACUGUAUGAUGUAAAGGUGUAACUGUACCAACAGGACUGACUGUAGGAUGUAAAGGUGUAACUGUACCAACAGGUCUGACUGUAGGAUGUAAAGGUGUAACUGUACCAACAGGACUGACUGUAGGAUGUAAAGGUGUAACUGUACCAACAGGUCUGACUGUAGGAUGUAAAGGUGUAACUGUACCAACAGGUCUGACUGUAGGAUGUAAAGGUGUAACUGUACCAACAGGUCUGACUGUAGGAUGUAAAGGUGUAACUGUACCAACAGGUCUGACUGUAGGAUGUAAAGGUGUAACUGUACCAACAUGACUGACUGUAGGAUGUAAAGGUGUAACUGUACCAACAGGUCUGACUGUAGGAUGUAAAGGUGUAACUGUACCAACAGGUCUGACUGUAGGAUGUAAAGGUGUAACUGUACCAACAGGUCUGACUGUAGGAUGUAAAGGUGUAACUGUACCAACAGAUCUGACUGUAUGAUGUAAAGGUGUAACUGUACCAACAUGACUGACUGUAGGAUGUAAAGGUGUAACUGUACCAACAGGACUGACUGUAGGAUGUAAAGGUGUAACUGUACCAACAGGUCUGACUGUAUGAUGUAAAGGUGUAACUGUACCAACAGGUCUGACUGUAGGAUGUAAAGGUGUAACUGUACCAACAGGACUGACUGUAGGAUGUAAAGGUGUAACUGUACCAACAGGACUGACUGUAGGAUGUAAAGGUGUAACUGUACCAACAGGUCUGACUGUAGGAUGUAAAGGUGUAACUGUACCAACAGAUCUGACUGUAUGAUGUAAAGGUGUAACUGUACCAACAUGACUGACUGUAGGAUGUAAAGGUGUAACUGUACCAACAGGACUGACUGUAGGAUGUAAAGGUGUAACUGUACCAACAGGACUGACUGUAUGAUGUAAAGGUGUAACUGUACCAACAGAUCUGACUGUAUGAUGUAAAGGUGUAACUGUACCAACAUGACUGACUGUAGGAUGUAAAGGUGUAACUGUACCAACAGGACUGACUGUAGGAUGUAAAGGUGUAACUGUACCAACAGGUCUGACUGUAGGAUGUAAAGGUGUAACUGUACCAACAGAUCUGACUGUAUGAUGUAAAGGUGUAACUGUACCAACAGGACUGACUGUAGGAUGUAAAGGUGUAACUGUACCAACAGGUCUGACUGUAUGAUGUAAAGGUGUAACUGUACCAACAGGUCUGACUGUAGGAUGUAAAGGUGUAACUGUACCAACAGGUCUGACUGUAUGAUGUAAAGGUGUAACUGUACCAACAGGACUGACUGUAGGAUGUAAAGGUGUAACUGUACCAACAGGUCUGACUGUAGGAUGUAAAGGUGUAACUCUGUCAUAUGUAGUGAAGUCUGGUCUCACAGAGAAGAGAGUGAUAGAAAUGAAUAAAAAAACCAGUGUCAAUCGUUUAUGUAAAAUCGAUUAUAAAAGAUUUUAUUUUCUGAACUUGAGCAAAUAAACUGUGACUUUUAAUUCAAGGCAAUAAACUGAAGUGAAAACCUG
Thunnus maccoyii (southern bluefin tuna) is the source of this 7478-nucleotide messenger RNA. RefSeq names its product 6-phosphofructo-2-kinase/fructose-2,6-bisphosphatase 1-like. NCBI's taxonomy places the organism in Eukaryota, Metazoa, Chordata, Actinopteri, Scombriformes, Scombridae. Gene Ontology annotation, biological process: fructose metabolic process; fructose 2,6-bisphosphate metabolic process. Gene Ontology annotation, molecular function: 6-phosphofructo-2-kinase activity; ATP binding; fructose-2,6-bisphosphate 2-phosphatase activity. The transcript is spliced from 8 exons. The record is from RefSeq and is a predicted model, not a curated record. The coding region runs from base 52 to 843 and encodes 263 amino acids. Gene Ontology annotation, cellular component: cytosol; 6-phosphofructo-2-kinase/fructose-2,6-biphosphatase complex.